This is a messenger RNA of [Torrubiella] hemipterigena, 1802 nucleotides long. The record is from the annotation of a GenBank genome assembly. NCBI's taxonomy places the organism in Eukaryota, Fungi, Ascomycota, Sordariomycetes, Hypocreales, Clavicipitaceae.
ACCACCACUACACACGUCGCCGCACCAGGCACGAGCGCUUUCAUCAUCAUCUCCGCCAGCGUCUUACAUCACCCUCACCAUCGCGACCCGAAUCCCACGCGCGCAUCCGUGGCGAACAAACCCAUCAAUCCACGAUUGCGUAUUUUGAUCCGUUGAAUUAAUCCUCCGCCCUUGCCCGCAUUGCCUGCAUUGCCCGCAUCGGAGCACCACCGUCCACCACCAUGGCGCUCGACGAAUACUACCACAACAAGAUCGAGGCGAUGAAGCUCGAGAUCCUCAAGGGUCAAGCAGCUCUUCGCCGCCUCGAGGCACAAAGAAACGAUUACAAUUCUCGCGUACGAUUGCUGCGCGAGGAACUCGGUCUCCUGCAGCAGCCGGGCUCCUACGUCGGCGAGGUCGUCAAGGUCAUGGGCACCAAGAAGGUCCUUGUCAAGGUCCAUCCCGAGGGCAAAUACGUCGUCGAUAUUGCCGACAGCGUCGAUGUUUCAAAGCUCACCGCCGGCAAGCGCGUAACCCUCCUCUCCGACAGCUACAAGCUUGAAAAGAUGCUCCCUUCUUCUGUCGACCCCCUCGUUUCUCUCAUGAUGGUCGAAAAGGUCCCCGACAGCACAUACGACAUGAUUGGUGGUCUGGAUCAGCAGAUCAAGGAAAUCAAGGAAGUCAUCGAACUAGGUCUCAAGCACCCCGAACUCUUCGAAUCGCUCGGUAUUGCUCAGCCAAAGGGUGUAUUGCUCUACGGCCCUCCCGGUACCGGAAAGACGCUGCUUGCGCGAGCCGUCGCCCAUCACACAGCCUGUAAAUUCAUCAGGGUGUCGGGUUCUGAACUGGUCCAAAAAUACAUUGGUGAGGGAAGCCGAAUGGUUCGUGAGCUCUUCAUCAUGGCCCGAGAACACGCCCCGUCAAUUAUAUUCAUGGAUGAAAUCGACAGCAUUGGUUCUUCGCGUGUCGAAGGCUCGUCAGGCGGCGACUCUGAAGUCCAGCGUACCAUGUUGGAGCUGCUGAACCAGCUCGACGGCUUUGAGCCCACAAAGAACAUCAAGAUUAUUAUGGCGACCAACCGUCUCGACAUUCUCGACCCUGCCUUGUUGCGACCUGGACGUAUCGACCGCAAAAUCGAAUUCCCUCCCCCAAGUGUCGAAGCCCGAGCCGAUAUCUUGCGCAUUCACAGCCGCAAGAUGAACCUGACAAGAGGAAUCAACCUGACCAAGAUUGCUGAGAAGAUGAACGGAUGCUCUGGUGCCGAACUCAAGGGUGUCUGCACGGAAGCUGGUAUGUAUGCUUUGCGUGAGCGCCGUGUCCAUGUCACACAAGAAGACUUUGAGCUUGCGACGGCAAAGAUUCUCAACAAGCAUGACGACAAAGAAGUGUCGCUGGGCAAGUUGUGGAAGUAAAAUAGAAAUAUGUUGCAAAGAAUAAGGAUGGAAAGCAUAGGAUACGAUGGCGGCGUCAGCGUCGUGAAAAUAGAAAUUGUAUCAAUAUUGAUAUCCGUGACUCCCCCAUUUUCUAAAGACUUCAUUAAUCUACGUGAUAUUUUCUGACGAGUAAGACAUCAGCCAGCGCUCGUAUAAACCGCAUUCAUCUUUCAGUGUGUUAUUUACGUUGGUCAGGUUCGCCGACUGGGGAAAAGACGCCAUGCAUGCCACGGUAUGGCGCUGGCUUUGCUGGAGACCAGCCUACGUUGUUCAGAAUACUUUCAUCAGCAAGACGAUAUACUUGCACAUGCAGAGGACGGCAGCAUUUAAUCAUCUCCUCGGCACUGUCGCUACCGAAACCCCACUUGGAGAGAUCUCCUCCUGGGCAAG